AUGCUGGCCUCCACUUGCUGCCUGUUAUGGUUCAUUGGGUCUACGUCUCUUCAGCUGUCGUUGAUGUCUUCCAUGUAUCGAGGCAUGCUUGCGCAAGUUGAUGCAUCCGAAUGCAAGCAAUUCCAAGUAGAUGUCGCUGUGACUGUCAGAUUUGAGCCUCGUGAACCUCCCUCUCCAGGGUGCGACUCAAAUACGAGCGAUUCAGACUCAGAGACGUGCUCGCUGGUUCCUCCUGCAGGACGGGACACAAAUCUGCAAACAGAAUUGACAGACUUCUUCGCAGCACUACCAUGGGAACCACUGCCAAAAUGCGAGAGUGUCUGUGCGGAGCGUACUGCUGAUCUCAUUUACAGCAUGGCUAGGUUCAAAACAGAUCCUUGCAUACACAUCAUGAACACAAAGGGAAAUUCCGCAUCUUGGGAUAUCCUCUUCCGACACCCGCGGAGCCCAGUGAGCCUCACGACUGCGCAGGGGCUCUGGUGCGUAUGUGAAAUCGGGAUGGUGGUGCAGCGAGUGGUCCAACGGCUACCGCUUCAAUCAGAUUCUGCGAGCACCUCUGCGAGCACCUUUGCGACCCCUUCCCGUUCCUCGGCUCCGGUCUUCGACGACGAGUAUUGUGAACCGUACAAAAUAUCAAGGCGAGUCAUCAUCUCCGACCAGAUGCUCCAAAUACAGGCAUGGUACCCAAAGCCUCCCUACACAGGCGUACGUUCAGAUUACAUCUUGAACGAUGGAGAUUGGGAUGCACUAAACAAGAUCAUUGCCUACCCUACCAGUUGUGAUGCCGAAGUUCAGGAUCUCUUAGGCACCGACCCAGUGAAUAUACAGCCUGACGGUCUUCGGCCUCCUCACUCGAGCAACUGCACCGUCAAAUAUCGCGGUGGAGACAAGUCACAGUCAGGAUACAUUGGCCUCUGCUGCGAAGGAGACUACAUGGCGCCGAUCAUACAGCGAAUAAAGCUCUUGCAUUCCUGUGAUCCUCGCAACACAACUUUUAGAAUGGCUUACAAACGAAUGUGCAAGAAGUUUGACAUUCCUCACGAUAUCAUGGACAUCAUCGUGGACAAAGUUGAUUCGAAGUCGCGGUUAGAGGAGUUGGCGGAGGAGUUUCGCAUGAGAUUCUUGUGA
This is a messenger RNA of Protomyces lactucae-debilis, 1128 nucleotides long. RefSeq lists its product as uncharacterized. Lineage: Eukaryota; Fungi; Ascomycota; Taphrinomycetes; Taphrinales; Protomycetaceae. The transcript has a single exon. Bases 1 to 1128 code for a protein of 375 amino acids. The record is from RefSeq and is a predicted model, not a curated record.